Vanessa atalanta (red admiral) is the source of this 4205-nucleotide messenger RNA. It is a transcript of the gene mbt, whose product is annotated as serine/threonine-protein kinase PAK mbt. Gene Ontology annotation, cellular component: cytoplasm. The record is from RefSeq and is a predicted model, not a curated record. Lineage: Eukaryota; Metazoa; Arthropoda; Insecta; Lepidoptera; Nymphalidae. Gene Ontology annotation, biological process: protein phosphorylation; intracellular signal transduction; regulation of MAPK cascade. Bases 298 to 1971 code for a protein of 557 amino acids. Gene Ontology annotation, molecular function: ATP binding; protein serine/threonine kinase activity. The transcript is spliced from 10 exons.
UACAAUGUUUUAGUAUUCUGUCCUCGAUUGCAUUCUUGAAUACUGAAUAGUUUUGUAUGGUAUUCAUUUGGGAGAGGUGAUGAGUUUGUAAAACAAAUUUUGAAUAGUUGUAUCAAGAAAAUUUUGUGGGUUACAGAAUUUGUAUUUUUGGGAAGUAUUGAUAUAUACGAGUUUGAUGAAACGAUUAGUUUAAUUUUAGGAAUACUGUGUAUUUGACAUGGCUGCUAAUAAUUUCAUGGAAGUGAAAUUAAAUUAACAAGGUGUGUUUGGAGCAGUGCAAGAUAAAUUGUAUGCAUUAUGUUUUCCAAGAAAAAGAAGAAGCCACUGAUUUCUCCACCAAGUAAUUUUGAACACCGAGUUCAUACAGGAUUUGACAAAAGAGAAGGAAAGUUUGUUGGUCUCCCACUUCAAUGGGCUUCCCUCGUUGGUAAUAAUCAGAUAUUAAAAUCCACAAAUAGGCCAUUGCCGUUAGUUGACCCCUCCGAGAUUACACCCACCGAGAUAUUAGAUUUGAAGACAAUUGUAAGAGGUGAUCAUCGCUCUUCCUCAGUUCCUGCUUUGUCAAGGCCUGUAUCUGCAAACCCAUUGACACAGCCAGUACAUAAUGGUGUUGUUUUGCCUAAAACUUCUAAUGUUGCAAGAUCAAAUUCACUCAGGAGCAUGAGCCCACCAAGAAUUAGGAGAGAUCUCCGUAAUCAGCCAAACAUUCCUCCAUCAGUACCAGAAGAGUCUCCUCCUGUACCUCCAGCUCCUCAACAGUACCCAACUCUAAGACGGGAACAAAGUAAUUAUGCCUUGAAUAAGCCUGUCUCUGAUUCGCCUGUUGAAUGGUCUCACUCACACGAAGCCACUGUGAGACCAGUGACUGAAAUAAAUGACAAUCAACUGGCAGCUAUGACAUACCAAAAUAUACAGAAUGCUAAUGGACCAUAUCAACACAAUCACCCUCAACCCCAAAUGGUUCAAGGCUUGCAGCAUGGUAUGAAUGGAAAUAAUAAUGUUGGUGACACACAUCCAAAUACGGUACGACACCAACAGCCGGGACCAUUAGUCACGCCACAUGUACCCAUCACUGAAUCGAAGCACGAAUUGCGUUUAACGCAUGAACAGUUCCGAGCAGCUCUUCGCCUCGUGGUGAGUGAAGGCGACCCUCGAGAGACACUGACCGGCUUCAUUAAAAUCGGUAGAGGUAGUACAGGAGUAGUCUGCGCUGCUACUGAUACGAGAACACGACGAAGAGUUGCAGUCAAAAUGAUGAACCUCACGAACCAACAUCGAAGAGAACUUCUGUUCAAUGAAGUAGUGAUUAUGCGAGAUUAUCCACAUCCGAACAUAGUGGAGACGCACGCGUCUUACUUAGUGGGGGAUGAACUAUGGGUAGUUAUGGAAUACAUGGCUGGAGCCUCCCUUACACAGAUAGUAACACACGCAAGGAUGGAUCCGGAACAGAUAGCCACUGUCUGCAAACAGUGCUUGAAGGCAUUGGCAUUCUUGCACAGUCAAGGUGUCAUUCAUAGGGAUAUCAAAACGGAUUCAAUACUCAUGACUGAAGACGGAAGAGUGAAAUUGUCCGACUUCGGCUUCUGUGCUCAAGUAUCACAGGAGUUACCAAAACGUAAAUCAUUAGUCGGAACACCAUACUGGAUGUCUCCAGAGGUGGUACUACGCUUGCCAUAUGGUCCCGAAGUUGACAUUUGGUCUCUGGGAAUAAUGCUAAUCGAAAUGGUCGAUGGUGAACCACCAUUCUUUAACGAACCACCGCUUCAGGCCAUGCGGCGCAUCCGCGACAUGCCGCCGCCGCGGCCGCGCGGCGCGGCGCGCUGCCCGGCCGACCUGCUGUCGUUCCUGGAGUGCGCGCUGGUGCGCGACCCGGCGCAGCGCCACUCGGCCGCGCGCCUGCUGCACCACCCCUUCCUGCGCCGCGCCGGCCCGCCCGCGCUGCUCGUGCCGCUCAUGCCGCGCCCGGAGUGACCGGGGACGGCGAUACAGAAAUCGACAAGAUUAUAUUAUCUCGAAAAUAAUACGAAGAAGACGAAAUUUGUAGAAAGAAUGAAAGGAGUAUUCUAUUACAGUUUAUAUGGAAGAAACUAUAUUUUUUAAAUAGUUGCAUGAUAUAUAAUGUGUCGUUCCAAAAACAAUAGACAAAAGGUAUGUUGAAUUUACCCCAGUGACAAUCAUUCCACCUCGUAGCACUAUAAUACCUAAUAUUUCCCUAGUUUCGUUAAUAAUUUUAUCGCUAGUGUAACUUAUUGCCUUUAAUGUUAGUGAUAAUCAUAUCUUUCCACCCCGUCCAUGAGUAACUAUUUUGUAUACAUUAUAGUACAUACAAUGCAUACAAAUUAUAUUAACAAAAUCAAUUUACACUUUUAACUUGUAAUUAUAAAAUUAAGUAUUUAAUCAUAUUGUAUGUUUGAAUGAUUGUAGUAUGGUGACUGAAUCAGAGCUUAAAUAAUAUAUGUUAUGACAGUAUUAUAUCCAAUCAAAAUUGGCUAAUAAAUUUGUACUUAUUUGACUUUUAUUUUACUAAUGUUAAAUCUUAUGAAUUGAUAAAUGAACAUUAUAAAAUGUUGUAUGUGGAUUAAAUAUAAUUAUCAAUUGUAGUGCAAAUAUUUAAAAUUAAGUUGUUGUUCUAAUGUAUAUUAAUCGUUUUAGUUUCAACUAAACAUUCCAAGAUAUUUGACACAGACUGAAAAUUGUAUAAACAAUUUAAUACAAUUGUGUGAUUAUGAUUGUGCACCAUUAUUGCUUUAUUACUGAAAAUACUUUAUGCCAUAUAUAUGUUAAUGUUUGUUCUUAACAUGCUAUUUCUGAUACUAGUUUCUACAAGAUUAUGCUAGAGCACUUGUAUAGGGCUUGUCGGAAGUAAAUAAAUCUAAAAAAUUGUUUUGAUUUGUUUCAAGUUCACAUAAGCUAAAAAAGCUCUUGCAUUAAUAUCUCGAAUGAUCUAGGCACAGUGGUCACAAAACUACUAGUACUACUACACAUAAAUGUACGAAAUAUAAGUCAUAUUACAAAUAAAACUCAUGUUCUCUGUUACUUUAGUUUAGGAUAAAGUUUUACUCUAUAUAAUAUGCCCUGAGUUGCUGUUGGUGUUUGUUCUUCUCAUAUUAUACAAAUUGUCUCAUUAUUAGACUUUCUAUAUUUUAUCUUAAUAAAAACUAUAUUAUUAUACAUUUAUAGUUGUCUUUCACUUUAAUAUUAUUUUGAGACCAAGAACUGUCAUACAACAUUGAACAAUGUGAACUUGUACUGCGGAAUAAUUAUUUAAUUAAUAGCAUAUAUGACUUUCCAUUUAAAUGUUCUCUCUUGAACACAUGGCAUAUUAUAUGAGGUCAGAUUUUAAAACAAUAUACAAUGAAGAUGCAUUCUAAAGUUUUCUUUAUAGAUAUUGUUAAAGUAGGCAGCUAGAUGUAGUAAUUAUUAUUUUUAUUUGUACUUAAAUGUGGCAUACUUGUUAUUCAACCUCAAUCCGCCUUCAUUUUCAUCUACAAUUCAAUAAAAUUGCAAUGUAUUUCAAAAAUAUUCUAUUUAAUAUAUGUAUGUAUAAGUUGAAAUUGUUCUUAGAUAUCACUCUUAAUUCAGACCAGAUCAAUAUUAAAAAUUUAAAAAAAGUAAUAAUAAUUAGAUUUUCUACACCUUACCAGUACCUCAUUGCCGACAAGAAUGUAUUAGACAAUGUUUUUAUUGCCUUAAGUAGAUUUAAGUGCCUUAAUAAAGCCUAAAUAGUUCACUAUAAGCACGUAUUGCACUUGUUGUUUGUUAUUUAAUAAUAUAGAUGCCUUAAAGUGUGAUGUAUCAAACAUAUAAUGUCCCUUUAAAAUAAAUCAGUCGUAGGCAUUGUUAGAAAGAUAAUUAGGAUUGUUGACAAAUGUUUAUGAUUACAAUGUAUAAUUAUUAUUAUUCAUCUUCAACAAUGGUAAAUAUUGGUAUGCGAUUUUUGACAAUUAUUGCAGUUGACAUUAAAAGAUUAAUAAAUAGGUCAGGUAAAUCCUAGAGUUGUAAAUAUGAAACCAAUUAGAAAAAAAACAACUUAGAAUUCAAUUUAAUUAAACGUUUACAAUAUUCAGUAGUUGGAGCGUUUAUUGUUUCAUCACAAACUACUUUCAUCAUUCUCAAGUGACAAAUUAGAAGACUAAUUACUCAUAACUAUGUGUAUCAAUUUUCAUAAGGUAUAUGCCAAAUAUAUUGUAUUAUCACAUCGUUGA